Fraxinus pennsylvanica is the source of this 756-nucleotide messenger RNA. NCBI's taxonomy places the organism in Eukaryota, Viridiplantae, Streptophyta, Magnoliopsida, Lamiales, Oleaceae. The record is from the annotation of a GenBank genome assembly.
AUGGUCGAGAUGGAUUUUAAAGUGGAAGAAGAGUUUGGGAUGGAGAAUGUAACGAGGCCGCUAGUGAGUCUUUUGGGUAUGGAUGUAGAUUUGGAGGAUUUUAAGGAUGAGGGGACGCGUAGGAUUGUUACUCGUUUGCAUUCGAUGGUUCAGAUGUAUAAAGAUAUAGUGAGAUGUGGUGGUAGUAGAUUGAGUAGUAGUAGUAGUAGUAGUAGUUUGGAUGGGAAUUCGAUGGAGGUAAAGUUGACUACUUUGUGGAUAUUAGCUAGAGGAAGUUUAUUGAAUAGUAAGAAGAUUACGGAGACUAAGACCUUCUUUGUUUUGGUGAAGAUUAUCGAGAAAGAAAGAGGAAAAUUUCAAGUCAAUUGUUUGCUGAUGGUGAUGGAAUUGGCUGCAGUUGCUGAGUUUCAUGUUGAUCUUAAGCGUUUGGCUUUCAUGCCAAAUUCAGUGGCUGGAAAAGCCAUUUUGGAUCAACUUUUGAGGGUGAUAAAUGAGAAGAGUAUAGCUUUGGUGAUUCUGGUUACUAAGGUAAUAAGUUGUUUGGCAAGGACGUUUCCAGUUAAGGAAACACGUAUAAUUACGCCUUUGUUGCUCUUGUUGAACAAGGCUCUCAAACAAGAAAGAGAGUUGAGUGUUCUUGAAGAAGUGGCUCAACAUUUUGUAAUACAGCAUCCUGAUUUGAGAAAGUCAUUUUCUAAGGCAAUACACCAGGUUACACUAUACCAGAUUGGAGCUCAUACACAUAUAAAGGCUUAG